This is a messenger RNA of Caenorhabditis sp. 36 PRJEB53466, 1010 nucleotides long. Lineage: Eukaryota; Metazoa; Nematoda; Chromadorea; Rhabditida; Rhabditidae. The record is from the annotation of a GenBank genome assembly.
AUGCUAGUCGAUUUGAACACUCGAUUUUGUUGCUGCAAGGCCAAGGUUCGUCCCGACAAUGUUGCCCGUCCUCCGUAAUCCCGUCAGGCUCAUUUUUGCGCAAUCGCCGCCGCUUUCCUCCUCGCCAGCGCCAUUUCACUCACUUUGGCCAUUUAUCACAGAUAGUAAGAAAAAUGCAGACUUUCUUUGUAAAACUACAAUAUUUCAGCACCGUCAAAAGCACAAGUCUAUUCUGGAAUACGUGGCAAGCGAAAAUAGGCUCCGCUGUUAUUUGGGUCAGUUUUUCGACAAAAAUCGAUAAUAUUCUCUAAAAUCUUUCAGAUUUUCCACUCAAUUUCCUCGUGUGCUCUUCUUCAUUUCCCGCACACUUGGCUUUACGCAUCCUCCGCGAUUUUUAUGGUUUACCAAUGAAAAAUUUGAAAAAACUGUCAACAAAUUGUUUUAGGCCAUUUGUGCAGUUUUCAAUGUGGUCAACGUAUUCUUGGAUGGUAGGUUUUCCAAAAAUGUUUCAUUUUUUUUGCGAAACAAAUAUUUCUAGAGCUCACCGCAUUUCAUAUCGGAUCGGCCGUGGCGAUAUUGGCGGUUCAAGUGUAUGCAGUGAUGGUUUUGGUCAAGUUCAGGUGAGAUGGAGUUUGCGGGCGCCAAAAGAUUGCGUCAACGCAAAUUGAUUGCGUCAAAAUGAUGGCUUUUGAUGAUCGCUUCAGGUCCCUUUGAGCCACGGGUUCUGGUACGUUUUUGUACCUUUCAAUGCAACAUUCCCCUUUUUCAGUUUCCUGCACCGCGAGCCGCCCAAUCCGAACAUCGUUGCGAUCGUCCCUCCGCCCGUCGGUCCGAUCCUCAACCGAUCGCUGACUCCUUCGUCUUUCUCUCCGACUCCCCUGACACCGCCCCCUCCGAUAUCAUCCACUUCUCCGUUAUCCGCUGCUCCUUCAAGUGUCGUAAUGGAAUACUCGAUCAUGAGCACUCAAAUGAGCACGCAUGUCAGCACAGCAGCUAGCACUGAUGGUUGA